Messenger RNA from Lactuca sativa (garden lettuce), 1665 nucleotides. RefSeq lists its product as uncharacterized. NCBI's taxonomy places the organism in Eukaryota, Viridiplantae, Streptophyta, Magnoliopsida, Asterales, Asteraceae. The record is from RefSeq and is a predicted model, not a curated record.
AUGACGUCGCUAAAGCUUAACGAGAAGUUCUGGUGCACAUACUUCCCAACGACACUCGAGGGCAACGCCGGCACGUGGUUCAAAAUGUUACAGCCGGGCAGAAUUUCAAACUUUGCCCAACUUAAGUACCUUUUCCUCACUAACUUCAUGCAGUUACGCAAAUACAGGGGGGACUCUCAUUCCAUUAUAGGCUGUAAACAAAGAGAGGGGGAAACUGUGCGAGAAUACUUUACAAGAUUCACGAACGCCACGCUGGAUGUACCAGGGCAUGACGAAGGCCUUAUAGUCGAAGCCUUCACAUGGGGACUCCUGCCAGGCCCUUUGUCACAAAAACUCAUGGGAAAGAAGCCCUUGACACGAGCUGAGUUGAAAGAAAGGGUAGAGCGAUAUCUACGACAGGAGGAUGGUGAAGCAGCUAAGCAAGCCUACUUGAAUGCCAUGACGACCAAGCAUCACCACCCGAGUCACACGGACUUCCGAGGGGGAGGAAGACACUAUGGCCAGGCAAAAAGACCACCGAUGCGUUUUCGACCAUUUGUUAAAGACAACAGACAGGGUCGUCGCCCAGAAGUGUAUGCGGUGUCUGAGAAACAACAACCGGCCAAGUCACCCAAGAGUCGGUACUGUGAAUACCACAAAAGUAAGACGCAUGAUACGGUUAACUGUUCGGUACUAAAGAAGGAUAUGGAGGAGAAACAACUCAAAGGAGAUCUGGUGGAGGUGGCGCGAGGCCUGCGCGCCAAGUUUGAUGUUGAGAAUGCCAAGGGCCCACCCCGUGAAGGGGUUCAGUCUAGGGAGAUGUUCAUGAUACGCAACAAAAGAAGUAGGGAGGAACAACGGGGAGAGCAAACGACCAUUAAACCUUCAGCACGCGCACUCACGUUCUCCAUUCAGGAUCCCCGGCCGGAUGGUUGGAAAGGUGACAACCCGUUGAUAAUACAAACAUCUAUCAGAGACGUGACUAUCCAUAGGGUCUAUGUCGACACCGAAAGUUCAACAGACAUCAUCUAUGAGCAUUGUUUCCGGCUCCUCCCAGAUCGCUGGAAAGACAACUUGCGACCUACGACUGGUAGGCUGGUGGGAUUCACCGGCCAUAGCCUGUGGCCACUAGGCACAAUCCAUCUCCCCCUGACAAUCACUAGCCAUGACAAUCAGCGAAAGAAAACUGCCCUGAUAGACUUUGUGGUCAUCCGACAUUCAACAAAACACGAUAUCAUUCUAGGAAGGACAACACUCUUGAAGCUAGGGGCGGUAUCAUCAACCAUGCAUGGGAUCAUGAAAUUCGACACACCGAAAGGCGAGGCCAUGAUACUGGCCACUCCACCCAAAGAAUUGCAAUGCUAUACAGUCAUGAAGCCAACAGAAAUAACCAAAGGGUCCAAAAGACCCAGGGGCAGUCCCAUAAAGGGGAAGGAGGUAAUCAAUGAAAGAUAUCCUGAUCAGCCGGUUACCGUUGGAUGUGACCUCCCAGAUCACAUGAGAAGAGCGCUAGUCGACUUGCUCAAACACUACAAACAUGUGUUUGCAUGGACUCCUACUGACAUGGUGGGAGUAGAAAGGAAGGUCAUUAAACAUAAACUGAUGAUCAAGCCAGGAGUAAAAGAAGUUAAGCAGAAGAAAAGGGUCCAGGGGGAGACCGUAAUAGGGCGAUUAAUGCAGAAGUGA